GGAUGGAAGAGAUCCAAUUGAGUUGAGUCCAACCUCUGCUUCCCCAAUUUCAUCUGAGAUUCUCGCCAAUCUAGGAUUUCAAUUUCAGUAUUGCAAAAUGCCAAUUUUGGCACAAUGGGUUGGCAAUUGGCAGGAAGAGUCCCAGGCUCAUGUCUCUGAUGAACUCCAAGUGCUCCUAAGUUGUAUCAUUUCGGAUUUUUGCACAGGAUUUGGUGUCAUAAACUCCAAGUAGAAUGAGGAAAUUGCUUCCACUUGAGCUACAACAGGCCCUCCAAAACUUAGAGGAGAUUAGAGUUUGGAAUUGCAAACAAAUGGAGGAGAUAAUAGUAUCAUCAGAUUCAAAUGCAUCAUCAAAUAAAUUCACUUUUCCCAAGUUAAGAAUAUUGCUGUUGGUUUAUUUACCCUAAUUGAAGAGCAUUUGUAGUGCCAAAAGAGUUGUGGUUUGUGAUUCUAUUGAAGUAAUUGUAAUAUUUGAAUGUCGGGAGUUAAAGAGGAUCCCUGUGCAGCUUCCCCUGCUUGAUAAUGGCCAAGCAUCUCCUCCUCCUCAUCUCAGAGAAAUGAGGAUAGAUGAAGAGUCAAAAGAAUGGUGGGAAUCAAUGGAGUGGGAUCAUCCCAAUGCUAAGAACCUCCUUAAACCUUUCUUGAAACAUUCUACAUAUCCAUGAGUUUGAGGUGUGAAAUGAAGAGCUGCAAACUGCAAACUGCAAACUGCAAAUGCAAAGGGAGUUGUUGAGUAGACAAAUCAUAACUUUCCAGAAAUUAAAGUCACGUGCCACCUCAAUAACACGUGCCAAUAAAAGCAAUUUCACGGUUCGUUCAUUCCCUCCCCAACAAAAACAAUUGGGGUAUUCUAGAAGAGAAAGAGAUCAAUGUUUCUGAGAUGGAAACCCUAAAUGGGUAUAUUCUGGAAGACAAAGAUAUGCAGCCUUUGCUCCCUCACAAACUCCAACUAGGUAUGCUAGCUGGAAAUGUGCCCCCUGUAAUUGCCGGGUAAACUAGAUCCAGUAAGGCCUCAAGGAGAGGAAGUUUUUAGGUUUCUAGGUAUGCUUUUUGGGUUCUUAAUCUAAAAGCUUUGCAUGAGAGAAAGUUUUUGACAAAAAUUGGUAACAUUUUCAGGUUUCCUACAAAACUUUUUGGUGUCAUGAUAAUGAAUUGUGCAAAGAGGUGAAUUUUUCCUUUCUGAGAGUGCAGUUAAAGUUCACAUAUGCAAGUCAAAGCGUGGAGACACAUACUCAUGAUUGUUAUCUAUUUAGGCUACUUGCAGAGUUUGUUUGAAAAAUAUGGUCUUGCUUGUUGAUUAACAGUCCUACAAGUUACCAUAUAAAGCUUCUUAGUGGAGUCUUAAACUCAUAGGUUAGAUUUUCCUUAAAAAUGGCAUCUCAUUAUGAACAAUUUUCUUCUGUUUAUUUAUUACUUUUACUUUGUUUGGUGGAUUAGCCCCAAUCUAAACUUCUAAACCCCCUCCCUAAAUCCAAAUCCAAAUGUGUUUCAGGAGUACAAUGCAUCAAUUGAGUGCUAUGGGCUCCCUUCAUGAGUCUGAUUCAUACCAUUCAACGUAUCAUACUGUCUUGAGAUGACUAGUGAACCUUGCUGCCAUAGCCAAACAUGGCAAGAGCUAGGAAGGAGUUGAUGUGUCGGUGUUUGAGAGCUAUCUUUGAUGGAUGCACAAUCACUUCUUUAAGUUUGCUCUUCUCCUUUGUUUGCUCGCCUUUUCUUAUAAUCAGACACUGUUUGGCUUGCAAUUGGGUUCGUAGGUCUGUUGCUGCUUCUAAUUUAUUUGGUCUAACGAAUUUGAUUUUCUUUAAUUUCUUUUAUUAAAUUUACAAGUAUAUUGCCUAUUUAGAUCUUUUAUCUUAAUUCUAUAUGCCUAUGUUAUCUUUAAAGUAUAUAUAUUAAAAGAAAAAUUUUAUU
Messenger RNA from Rubroshorea leprosula, 1911 nucleotides. NCBI's taxonomy places the organism in Eukaryota, Viridiplantae, Streptophyta, Magnoliopsida, Malvales, Dipterocarpaceae. The record is from the annotation of a GenBank genome assembly.